CCUCGCUUGAUUACAUUCGUGCUCUUUCAAGACAAAUAUUUGAUUGUAUGUCGAAGUAAAAUUCUGCCAAACAUGGCUGCCCAUGGUUAUGAAGAAGAGCGUUUUGAAGUUGCUGUAAGUAAAAGUUUUCGCUGCCCGAUUUGCUAUAGCAUUUUAAAAGAUCCAGUCAUGUGUCGUCAAAACCAGCAUACGUUCUGUCGAUGUUGUAUAACUAAACAUCUCGUGAGCCUUUCGACAACAAAAGAUUGUCCCGUCUGUAAGGAGCAACUCAGUCUCGACACGCUCAGCGAUCCGCCGAGAAUUCUAACCGACUACUUGUCUGAGUUGAAGAUACGUUGCGAAUUUUUCGAGCGGGGUUGCAAAGAGUUUGUCGAAUUACAGAAUCUGGCAAGGCACACGGAGGCGUGUGGUUAUGCUCCCGAGGUAUGCUCGAACCCAGACUGCCAAGUCGAGGUCAACAGACGCGAUCUGAUCCACCACGAGUGCAUGGAAUGUGAAGAGCGGAAGCUAAAAUGUCAUAGCUGUGAUCGCAUGAGCGGCGACGUGGCGCAAAUAAAACAGGUUUUAAAAACAGUGAACGAAAAAGUUGGUGUACUUGAGAAUACCUGUGAGACAAUGUGUGAAAAUGUCUGCGCCGCAGUUAAUUUAAUUGCGGAAAAGUUUGAUUCAUUUCAAAAGAAGUUUGAUUCAUUUCAAAAGAAGUUUCAUUUAGUGGUCGAAAGUCAGAAGGAAAUGAAGACCAAUCUUCAAUCGUUGAAAAGACGUUUUCCUAACCAAGAUAAUACCGAGCAAGAUUUACCAGGUGAAUCAUCUUCUUCUCCAAAGAGAUCCAAGCUUGAAAACGAUGAUAGCGCCGAAAGAGCUGAUAAUGAUGACGAUGAUGAAGAUGAUGAUGAUGAAGAUGAUGAUAAUGAAAUCGAAAGUGAUUUUGAAACCGAUGACUCUGACGAAUCUCAAGCUGAAGCAUUUUUUUCACCUGAUCUUUCAUCACAGAAUUCCUUCUCCUCUAGCUUAAAUACACCUGCCACACCAAACGUGUAAAUUUCUUAUAAUUUGGUUUAGUUAUAGACCGCAGACACCUUUCCACUGAAACAAUAUACACUGUGAAUUAGUUGAUAGGAUGGUGAGAAAAUUUGGCAUGGCAAGUCAACUCUUUCUGCUGUUGAAAGACUUUGUUUUGAAUGUUGUUCGUCCUCGUUCAGUGAAUGAAUUUAGAUAUUUAGCAACUGUCGUAGAUUAUUAAACUUUUACUCAGUAUAAAAUGCCCACUCUCGGUUCCUAUUAUAUAUAUUAAAAUACUUUUUGUAUCCAUAUUUUA
This is a messenger RNA of Dendronephthya gigantea, 1318 nucleotides long. Its product is annotated as E3 ubiquitin-protein ligase NRDP1-like. Gene Ontology annotation, biological process: positive regulation of JNK cascade; regulation of canonical NF-kappaB signal transduction. The transcript has a single exon. Gene Ontology annotation, cellular component: plasma membrane signaling receptor complex. Bases 73 to 1041 code for a protein of 322 amino acids. NCBI's taxonomy places the organism in Eukaryota, Metazoa, Cnidaria, Anthozoa, Malacalcyonacea, Nephtheidae. Gene Ontology annotation, molecular function: zinc ion binding. The record is from RefSeq and is a predicted model, not a curated record.